UAAUGCAAAGUUGCCGUCUUGUGAUUGGAGGAGCGUAGGACCACUGAGCUCCAACCAAAGGGAGGCAGGUAAACUGGGAAGCAAUAAGCGGCUAGGUGAGUACACCCCCGAUGGAGGGUACUUUCACAAUGCAACAUCAUACGCGGUCGUUCGCAUCCUCGAUCCGCCACUGGGCCAAUGUCUCCACUUCGAAUCCUCCGCCCUCUCCUAACGGACUGUUCGAGGCCAUCUCGCUUUCUCUCUGCCCUCUUCCCCUCGUCUACAUAUAUCCUCCGAUUUCCCACCCUCCCAAAACCCUAAUUAUUCCUCCAUUUCUCUCUCCUCCUGCUCGCCUUCCCCUGUCCUUACUCAGCACCCCUUGCUCCCGCGAUGCCAGCCUCCGUCUCGCUCUCCCUCUCUCUCCCCCUUUCUCCUACUGCCAGAUCCGAUCCGUCGGUCGCCGCCUCCCCCUUCGGUGCCUUUCGCCGCUCCGGACUCCGCUUCUGCGGCCUCCGAAGGGAGGUAUUGUCCCUCCGCUCGUUGAAUUCGGAGGCCUCCGGGCGGAUCUCCCCGUAUCCCGCACGGGGGCUCUCCAAUAAGGUCUUGGCUGCGGCGAAGAGCAACGGGAGCCCCACCAAGGGCUUCGAUUAUGAUCUUGUCAUUAUUGGAGCGGGCGUCGGAGGUCAUGGUGCGGCGCUCCAUGCCGUUGAGAAGGGACUGAAAACUGCCAUUAUUGAAGGGGAUAUUGUUGGUGGUACUUGUGUAAAUAGAGGGUGUGUUCCAUCUAAAGCUCUUCUUGCUGUUAGUGGUCGCAUGCGUGAGCUUCAAGAUGAGCACCACUUGAAGGCGUUGGGCCUACAGGUUGCAUCUCCUGGAUAUGAUAGACAGAGUGUUGCAGAUCAUGCAAAUAAUCUUGCUUCUAAAAUCCGGAGCAAUUUGACUAAUUCAAUGAAAGCUUUAGGUGUUGACAUACUCACAGGAGUUGGCACUAUUGUGGGGACACAAAGGGUGAAAUAUGGAAAAGUUGGGUUCCCUGAUACAGAAGUUACAGCUAGGAACAUAAUAAUAGCAACUGGAUCUGUUCCAUUUGUACCCAAUGGCAUUGAAGUGGAUGGAAAAACUGUAUUUACUAGUGAUCAUGCACUCAAGCUGGAGUGGGUACCAGAUUGGAUAGCUAUUGUCGGAAGUGGUUAUAUUGGACUUGAAUUUAGUGAUGUGUACACCGCACUUGGUAGUGAGGUUACUUUUGUUGAAGCUCUGGAUCAACUUAUGCCUGGUUUUGAUCCUGAAAUAGCGAAGUUGGCUCAGAGAAUUCUCAUUAAUCCUAGGAAGAUUGAUCAUCAUACUGGUGUAUUUGCGAAGAAGAUCACACCAGCGAAGGAUAGAAAACCUGUUCUUAUCGAACUUAUUGAUGCCAAAACAAAGGAACCAAAAGAUACUCUUGAGGUAGAUGCAGCACUUAUAGCAACCGGAAGGGCACCAUUCACAAAGGGACUUGGCUUAGAAAAUAUAAAUGUAACUACAGUACGUGGUUUUGUCCCAGUUGAUGAGCACAUGCAAGUCAUGGAUGCCGAUGGAAAUCUGGUCCCUCAUAUAUAUUGCAUAGGAGAUGCCAAUGGAAAAUUGAUGCUUGCUCAUGCUGCUAGUGCACAAGGGAUAUCAGUUGUUGAGCAAAUAUCUGGGAACAAUAACGUGCUUAACCACUUAAGCAUUCCAGCUGCCUGUUUCACACAUCCUGAGAUCAGUAUGGUUGGACUUACGGAGCCUCAAGCAAGGGAGAAAAGUGAGAAGGAUGGAUUUGAAAUAAGGGUUGCUAAGACUAGUUUCAAGGCGAACACAAAGGCUCUAGCAGAGAAUGAGGGAGAGGGGCUCGCUAAGUUGAUAUACAGACCUGAUACUGGGGAAAUUCUUGGAGUUCAUAUUUUAGGGCUUCAUGCUGCAGACCUCAUCCAUGAAGCAUCAAAUGCUAUAGCCUUAGGAACACGUAUACAGGAUAUAAGGUUCGCUGUUCAUGCACAUCCAACCCUAUCUGAAGUUUUGGAUGAACUCUUCAAAUCUGCCAAGGUCAAUGUGGGUACUUCCCCUUCUGUAAGUGAACCAGUUGCAGUGUAAUCUGGAGGAAGCCUUCUCAAAUACAUUAGGCUACAUCAACAAGUUCACUCAUGGACAUUAAUUCGAGGAAUGCCCAGUGGAGGUGCUCCUGCAGAACUCAUGGAAGGAGAGCCUUUUUCUAGUUUUACAAUUUUAUUUUUAACUCCAAAUUUUGGGUCUUCCAGAUUUAUUUAUUAAUGGCAUGAUAAACUUGAUGUCCCCAGUCUAUUUAAUUGCUUCUUACAGACAAUAGGAGUUCCACUUCGUGAUCGGGAUGUUGUGCUGUGAUCAUCAAGUUCUGUGUUUGUCUA
Molecule: messenger RNA, 2381 nt
Organism: Musa acuminata subsp. malaccensis (wild Malaysian banana)
Lineage: Eukaryota; Viridiplantae; Streptophyta; Magnoliopsida; Zingiberales; Musaceae
Product: dihydrolipoyl dehydrogenase 2, chloroplastic
Molecular function (GO): dihydrolipoyl dehydrogenase (NADH) activity; flavin adenine dinucleotide binding
Source: RefSeq, a predicted model, not a curated record